Messenger RNA from Striga asiatica, 652 nucleotides. The record is from the annotation of a GenBank genome assembly. Lineage: Eukaryota; Viridiplantae; Streptophyta; Magnoliopsida; Lamiales; Orobanchaceae.
CUUAUAUAUAUAAAAAGGAAGCUAUAGCCUUAAAUGAAUGAUACGUGUCUGAUUUUUUAACUGAAGGUAUUCAAAACGACAUACUUUUGACUCUGCUAAAUGAAAAUUGAAGCGAGAUGCGUUGAGGCAACUCAAUUUCUCCGUUCCACUCUUUCGAAACCCUAAUCUUCUCAACACCGCUCCCACCGUCGCCAUCAUACUACUUCUCUUACCGAGAAGAGAAAGAAGGACAACCAAGAAAUUCCGGUUGAAGUUUGUCAAGAACAAACAAUCGCUGCGAUUUUUCUUCGGAAUUGAAUUUCGUUUUGGUUUGAGAAUGAAGAGGGUCACGGAUGAGAUGUUGAGAGGCGGAAACAGCCAUGAGACGGUGGAGCUGGGACUGUCUCCGUCGUGUGUUCUCAAGAUUCAGAAAGGGUGCAUCACCAUGGCUGUCUCCAUAGAGUUCUCAAGAUUCAGAAUCACUCGGUUGUCUGUCGAGGGUGUCUCCAAAGCUAUUUACCUAGAAAUUUUAGGUUGCUCGAGGAACUUGAACGUGAUGAAAAGGGAAUUGGGGAUGGUACGAUGUUCUGUGGCAGAUUACUUAGAGAAGACUCCCAGUGUUAGAUUCCAUUCCCCGAUAAGCAUGACUUGCGCAAACCAUGAAACUGGAGUG